CGAACAGCUCCGUCGAGAGCUCCCACUAUUUUCCUGGAUUUCACUCGGUCAACAUCGUUUGCGUUUAAUCGUUUCGUGCUACGGAAGGAUCGAUCGGCCGACGCGCAUACCGAACCGAAACCGAGAACGUGUACUCGUUGAAACGUUUACGAAUCAGUUUCUUUCUUUUUCGUGAUUUGUGGGAUAUACCUGUGGUUUUGUGCAGUGAUUGGCUUAAUAAGUGUAAAACCAAAUGGUUGUCCUCGAGGAAGGCGGUAUGCUGACUACUGGACACAAUCAGUAUCUACAACCGGAUUAUCUUUCUCCGCUUCCAACUACGUUGGAUGCGAAGAAGAGUCCAUUAGCUUUACUGGCACAAACAUGCAGUCAAAUCGGUGCUGAUUCACCAACGAAGCCGCUGAUAUCUCCGCUGGAUAAAAGUUCGAAGGGUAUGAGCGCCGGAACAAAUGCAAAGUCACCGCCAGCUGCAAAAUUGGAACGGAACACCCGUAGCAGUCCGUCGGAUGGGAAAUCAUUGGCCUUCAAACCGUACGAAACUAACGUUGUUUCGAAGAAGUCGGCCGACGAAAGCAGACCGACAUCUAAAGCCAGUGUACACAGUGUUAGUGGGCAGGACAGUGUGAGUGCAAGUGAUAGUAGUCAUAUGGAGAAAAAAUCGUCGGGAAAUCGCACGCCCGUCGGACGAAAGUCCGCGUCGCCCGCGAGUCAAGCGACGUCGACUAGCACUCCGUCGGCCGAUCGAAAGACACCGGCGGAUCGGGAAAAGACCGAUGGAUCGCCACGCAACAAUAAUAACGGGGCCAGUCCGAUCAUCAGGUCCGGAAUGGAGAUUCUUUCUGGCAAUCAUGGAAAAGAUUCCAACUUGAGUGCCUACAAGCCUGGUCUCGCCGGAUUUUCUAGCAACCCGCUUUGCUGUCCACCAGGACUUUCGGAGAAUCCAGCGUUCAGACCACCAUUUGCCGGUGCCUCCCCGUUUUCCCAUCACCAUGCCGCCGCAGCAGCCCUCUUGGGUUAUCCAUCGACAACCCCGACCAGCGGAAAUCCAUAUUUGAGCUAUGCUCGAGUCAAAACUCCAGCCGGCGGAGAAGCACUCGUUCCAGUUUGCAAGGAUCCUUACUGUACCGGUUGCCAAUACAGUAUGCAUAGCGCGCAGUUAAUGAUGGGUAGCGGAACUUGCCCUAGCGGAUGCACGCAGUGCGAUCAUCAGAAGUAUGGUUUAGCGAUGGCGUUAUCAUCGUUAGGCCCUAUGGCUCCCCCGUCGCUUUCGUACCCAUCCACGUUAACCGGCGGUAGACCGUACGUUUGUAAUUGGAUUGCUGGCGAUUCCUACUGUGGCAAACGAUUCACCACAUCGGAAGAACUUCUUCAACAUCUUCGUAGCCACACCAGCUUGACCGGUAGCGAUCAUGCAUCGUCGGCCGCCCUUCUCAGCAAUCCGCACCCCCAUCCGUUGCUUUCACCGUCGGCAGCUCUUCAUCGCGCGAGCGGCGGAUCGUACCCAACGCCUUCUCUCAGUCCUUUGAGCGCUAGAUAUCAUCCGUACGGAAAACCGCCGACGGGACCUCUUCCAGCAUCGUUGGCAGCAUCGCCUUACAGCGCUUUUAACGCGCUGGGACCUUACUAUUCACCGUACGCGAUUUACGGACAGCGAAUCGGUGCCGCCGUACAUCCUUAAACGCGUCUCCGAUGUUGAAACGAUCAGUGUACAGAUCGUAAUAGUGUAAAAUAGAAAACCGUCGAUACGAGACUUUGACAGACUGUUGUGUAAAUAAUUAAACGUGUAUAAUAUAAAUUUAUUUAAACAAAAAAAUAUAUAUGCAUAUGUGUGUAUAAAUUUGAAACUAUAAGUUCGUAAAGUUGAGAUAAAUAUAUCGACAAGUUUGUUUCAUCGCGAGAUCAUUCUUUACAGAAAUCCAAUACUAACGUAUCUCUUCAACAUUUGAUUAUUAUCUAGGGAGGAACAUGUACACCGCAAGUGAAUAUCCGAUUUGCGAUUUUUCAAGCCGAAAGGAAUAUUUUCAUGCAACCCAGUUAACGUUUAAGGUGUUUCUAUAGCCGCAAAGAGAUUCUGAGUCGACACCUAUGGAUAGUCGAUGAACGGAUUGUUAAUCGUAUAUAUUGAAAAUUUCCUGUGCUCUGUGGCUUCCACGGUAUAUGAUAUAUAUGUAUUUUUUAAUUGUGUUUAAAGUGAUAUGCGUUUAGUCUCUGAAAAACAAUACUGCGUGCUCGAGAAAAUUAUAGACGCGUGUGCGCGACACCCGUAAUCCCCUCUCUUCUGUAGCUAUACGUUCGAUUGUUCGAUAGCGCGUACCGACGGUCGUGCAUGUUCUAUGUCCAUGAUAUAACUGUGAUAUUAUGCUAUUUUUUCGAAGAAAUAAUAAACGAUAAUGUCAACAAUGGUGUGUCUAAACUAUCUCUACGGCAAAAUAUAACAUCUAACUUAUACGCAUCGUUCAUCUAAUAGAAAGAAAGAAUCUAUCUAAAGAUCUAUGUAUUUAAAUCGGACAGGAAAUGUGAAGAUUAUUUCGCGGACUUGAAAAUAUCAUUAUCGCAAAGAGAAUCUUUAACAGUCUUUUGAAUUCGUUGAGAAAUCCAUCGGUUUUCUACCAUGGCAACUAUUCCGAUCGAAAAAAAUCAAUGUACGAUACAUAUUAUUUGCACUGUAAAUAUCUCUUGUAAAUAUCGUUGAAUUUCCAUACCGCUUUAAUAAAAACAAUGUUUGUGGAAUCAUUAAA
Hylaeus anthracinus is the source of this 2735-nucleotide messenger RNA. It is a transcript of the gene noc, whose product is annotated as zinc finger protein Noc. The record is from RefSeq and is a predicted model, not a curated record. Gene Ontology annotation, cellular component: nucleus. Bases 233 to 1675 code for a protein of 480 amino acids. The transcript has 2 exons. NCBI's taxonomy places the organism in Eukaryota, Metazoa, Arthropoda, Insecta, Hymenoptera, Colletidae. Gene Ontology annotation, biological process: negative regulation of DNA-templated transcription.